Molecule: messenger RNA, 1764 nt
Organism: Lasiodiplodia theobromae
Lineage: Eukaryota; Fungi; Ascomycota; Dothideomycetes; Botryosphaeriales; Botryosphaeriaceae
Product: Integral membrane protein
Exons: 4
Coding region: 1-1764 (587 amino acids)
Source: RefSeq, a predicted model, not a curated record
AUGGCGUAUCAUCCGUUCUCGGAGACCGAGUCCAAGGCCCCUGCCGAGCUUGCUGUCUGCAUCGUUUUCCUCGUGCUCACUUACCUCGCUGUUGGUGCACGAUGCUACGUUCGGACCUGCAUAAUCAAAAGCUUCGGGUGGGAUGAUGCCCUGAUGGUGGUUGCGUUGAUCUUCUUUAAUGUAUGGGCCAUUUCAAUCAUUGUCAUCGCGUAUCAGUAUGGAGGAGGUACGCACACCAGUGUUAUCGGAACCGCGAUGCACUGGAUAAUAGUCUCAGAAACAUUCUACGUACUCACGGCUAUGAUGGUUAAGCUGUCCUUGGGUAUCUUCUUCCUACGAAUAGUCAUCAAACCGUGGCAACGAGCCAUGGUGUACGUCGUAAUGAUUCUUAUCGCUCUCACAAGCAUCUUCUUUUUCUUCUUCCUCAUCUUCCUCUGUGGCAAUCCGAAGGAUUACUUGAUACGCUACGUCUACGACCAAUGUGCGCCGCGGCACGUUCAAAAUGCGCUUGCAUACGUGGCCGCCUCUCUGGGUGCCGCGGCGGACUGGAUAUAUGCGCUCAUCCCAAUCCAGAUUGUGGUGCAGGCCAAUAUGGACCUACAUUCCAAGCUCUCUGUUCUCUUCAUUCUCUCUGUUGGCACCAUCGGCUGCGUCUGCUCCACCAUCCGUCUCAAGUACAUUGGAGGUUUAGUCAGUCCAACCGACUUUUUCUGGAAUGCGGCGAUGAUAGCUAUAUGGUCGGGCAUCGAAUGCGGCGCGGGAAUCACGGCCGGGUCUCUCGCAACUCUCCGCCCGCUGUUCAAGCGUUGGCUCGCCACCGUCCGCAGCUUCACCUCCGGCUCACUUGGCUCCUCGUCCGCACGACGCCGAAAGCGCGCUACAAACCAAAACGGCACCAGCACAAGCAGCGGCGCAGCCAGUGGUGGCAUCAGACCGGACGGCCGCGCCCCCGUCGACGUUCACGACGACCAUGUCCACAGGCUGCAGCCCCGCUCCUUCCCCAGCCGCAAUUCAUCAUCCAUCAGCGGAAGCGGUGCAGGAGGCAGCAGAGCAUGGCCGGGCCCCGAGUGUUGGGAGAAGCUCGACGGGGCCAACGACGGCUCCGGCGACGACGACGACGACGACGACGCCAUCGCCCGCAGCGACAGCAUCACGCGGCAUCACUGCAGCAGCGAGUACUCUACCGAGGACGUGGAGCUGAACGACCUGUCCCGCGAGACGUCACGCGAGCUUCUAGAGCAUCGCCAGCAGCUUCCAUCGUCGUCAUUCUCACCACCACCUUCACCGCCAUCCCAGCCUCUUCCACCGCUUCCGCCUCCGCCCCCGCCACCUCCACCGCCCCCGCCAUCUCUUCUGAGGAGUGCCAUGGCAUCAUUCACGAGUGCGCGGCCUCUGUCUGUUAUUCCGGAGCGUGACAGCGUGGCCAGCAACAGUGGCAGCGUCGGCAGCGGUGGGUGGGAGUGGCCGCCGCCCGCGCUAAACUCACCGCCAACGGCGGACCGGUGGUCCGAAUAUGAGCAGCAGCAGCAGCAGCAGCAGCAUGUGUGGGAGCGAAGGGAGAACGAUGAUGUCGAAGCGACGAUGGUAUUGUCGUUCGAACCGGAUCUAGAGCUGGGCCGGCCGUUCACCAUUGACGCUGAGGGGAGGAUAUUGGACGCGGAUGAGUUGAGGAGAAAUCAUCGGCGUCAUCGGGUGAUAGGCCCAUCUGGCACUCUUGAUCCUAGAAGAGAAGGAGCAAAUCUGGUCAUAUGGAGCGACAGAUGA